AUGCUAGAGGAAGUCACUCNAGAAAAGUAUGGCAAGGUCCCUGGGUUGGCAGUAGUCAUUGUAGGAAAUAGGAAGAAUUCUCAAAGUUAUGUGAAUAUGAAGAGAAAAUCUUGUGCUGAACUUGGCAUUCAAUCUUUUGACAUAGAUCUGCCAGAGGAUGUAGCUGAAGAUAAACUGAUUAGCAAGGUCCACGAGCUGAAUGCUAAUCCUGAUGUACAUGGUAUACUGGUACAGCUUCCGUUACCAAAACAUAUUAAUGAAGAGAGAGUUCUAGGUGAAAUCAGUCUGGAAAAGGAUGUAGAUGGCUUUCAUCCUCUGAAUAUUGGCAAGCUUGCAAUGAAAGGCAGACAACCCCUGUUCCUCCCUUGCACGCCCAAGGGAUGCAUCGAGCUUUUACAUCGGAGUGGGAUUAGCAUAAAGGGGAAGAAUGCAGUUGUGGUUGGUCGAAGUAACAUUGUUGGAUUACCAGUGUCUCUGUUCCUUCUGAAGGAAAAUGCCACUGUUACUAUAGUUCACUCGCGCACCGAGGAACCAGAAAAAAUCGUUCGUGAAGCAGACAUUAUUAUUGCUGCCGCGGGGCAAGCUAUGAUGAUCAAAGGCAGCUGGAUCAAACCUGGUGCUGCAGUGAUUGACGUAGGGACAAAUGCUGUUGAUGAUCCUACUAGGAAGUCAGGAUAUAGGCUUGUUGGAGAUGUCGAUUUUCAGGAAGCAUGUAAUGUAGCUGGAUGGAUAACUCCAGUUCCGGGAGGUGUAGGACCGAUGACUGUUGCAAUUCUUCUCAAGAAUACCUUGGAUGGAGCUAAACGAGUUAUCGAGAAGUUCGAGUUGUGGAAUCAGUCACUUUGGAUGUGACCCUUUCCCGAAUCCUACGUGAACGCAGGGACUUUCUAAUGGCUUAACUCGUGAGAAUGUGGCUAGUCAUUUGCAAAAGU
Molecule: messenger RNA, 932 nt
Organism: Nicotiana tabacum (common tobacco)
Lineage: Eukaryota; Viridiplantae; Streptophyta; Magnoliopsida; Solanales; Solanaceae
Product: bifunctional protein FolD 2
Biological process (GO): tetrahydrofolate interconversion
Cellular component (GO): cytosol
Molecular function (GO): methenyltetrahydrofolate cyclohydrolase activity; methylenetetrahydrofolate dehydrogenase (NADP+) activity
Source: RefSeq, a predicted model, not a curated record